This is a messenger RNA of Pyricularia pennisetigena, 483 nucleotides long. RefSeq lists its product as uncharacterized. The record is from RefSeq and is a predicted model, not a curated record. The transcript has 4 exons. NCBI's taxonomy places the organism in Eukaryota, Fungi, Ascomycota, Sordariomycetes, Magnaporthales, Pyriculariaceae. Bases 1 to 483 code for a protein of 160 amino acids.
AUGUCGAUGUGGGUGGGGGGAGACCUAGCAGCCAAGGGUACUUCGGCACCGAGCAAACAAGAGCUGAUACCCACAGUACCUAGCAAGCCCGACGUAGUAAGCUCUUGUGUUCUACUAGUGGAGCCCGACAGCGGCUUCCCUCCACUAUUUACCUUGGCUCCUCCAAGAACUCCCAAUGUCAGCCACGUCAAGCAGUCCGCCGCAAACACGUUGAGCAAGCCGUUUCGCUAUGGUGCAACUAUAUCGGGACUAUUCUUUAAGUCAGGUGGAAGCUGUAGCCCGGACAAAAGCUACUGUACUAUUAAACUCAGUACCUAUAAGGGUACUUUUGAUCGGGCUGAUGUGAUGCAGGGAAUCUCCAGCCUCACUGCGACGCUGGGAAGGGGUGGGUAUCCAUCCAUCCAAAUGGACAAAACGACAGGACAAUCUAAUAUAGCAACUCUCAUAAAACCCAGAUGGGAAGAAAGGGUUCAGAAGGAAUAA